UGAACCCCCCGAGUCAGGACGGACACGAACAUAGCCUGAAUCCCAACAGUUCUUUGUGGGAUAUGGAUUAUGAAAGACUGUUGCACAGUAAGAAAACCUUUCCUGGGACCGUGGGCUUGUACAAACCCUCCAGCCUGUUCAGGAGCCGCUCUCUCCUGAGUCACCAGGGAAGGAGAAGUUUGCUAAGUCAGAACCUGGGCCAGAAACCACAAGAAAAGCAGUUACCCUGUGACAUUCUCCUUAAACUUUCCAGAUACAUUUUAAUGGAUACCUUUGGACCUAGCUUGGCCUGGAAUCUCUUUCGGUUUUAUAAUUGUGAUCGAGAAGUCAACCUGCCCAAAAUUCAUGUCAGUCCUCUCAAGGUGGCCCAGCACAAGGUGAAGCCGUUCUUGCUGCGCAGGGUGCUUCAGCUCCUCAGGAAUAUGGGAGUGUUGUCUGAAGCUCAGCAGUCCAAGGCCUUCUCUCUGCUCAAGAAGCAAAUCCUUAAACCAAGGAAAACCCCGUUAAAGCCCAAAGUGGAACGAAGUGGUAGGUAUAUAAGGAGGAGACGUGGUUUUGGUAUCUCGGAUGCAUUCUGGUGCCGGCUGAGUGAGGGCAUGGGGCCAGGCUCUGUGCUGCCGUGGCGAGGGCUGGACAUCCCUGGGUACGAUCUGGUCUGCAGUGGGCUUGUGUCACGCCGGGAGCUGGCACCCGGUGUUCAGGCUGAGCUAGAGACAAGGCUCAGGGUGCUCAGCCCUAAGCGGGAGGCCUGUGAUGAGGCAGGUGGGAAGCAGUCGCUCUCUGCAGAAGAGGAGAUGCUAGACGAAGGCUGGUACGGUGUGCGGAGGGCAGUUGCUGCAGGUGGGCUGCUAUAAGGAGACAGUCAGUGGGAGUCAGUACAGGCACUAAAGCCACGUUUAGGCGAGGCAGUGCCCCGGCCUGGGGUAGCCCUGGAGUGCAGCUCCAACGUGAGCAUUAGCCCAGCGCUGCUUCCCACUCCCACCAGAAGCCGAUGUGCUCCGUUCCCCUGCCCCGAGCUGGGGGCUGC
Athene cunicularia (burrowing owl) is the source of this 1027-nucleotide messenger RNA. RefSeq lists its product as uncharacterized. The record is from RefSeq and is a predicted model, not a curated record. Bases 63 to 854 code for a protein of 263 amino acids. NCBI's taxonomy places the organism in Eukaryota, Metazoa, Chordata, Aves, Strigiformes, Strigidae. The transcript is spliced from 2 exons.